AUGACCGUUACAAAGGAAGACCAAAAGGAGGAAAAAGAGUUGCUUGAGAAGGCUAUAAUGUACCCAAAGUCAGCUGGUUCUGGCCACUUUGUUCAAUGUGUAGCACUUCAACAACUAGACUGGAAAAAGUUCCCAGAUGGCUGGCCAAACCUUAAUAUACAGGAUAUCAAACAAGUUUGUGAAGGGAAAGAUGUUAUUUUCUUGGGCAGUUUUCAUUCACCAGAARUUGUGUUUGAGCAGCUCUCUUUACUUUAUAAAAUUCCAAGAUCUCUUGCUCGUUCUUUCACUUUUAUUCUUCCAUAUUUUCCCACUGGUACAAUGGAGAGAGAGGACUCUGAAGGUCAAAUCGCAACUGCAAAGACACUAGCCACACUACUAUCAGCUAUCCCACUGACAGCGAGAGGUCCAUCUCAGAUUGUAAUAUUUGAUAUCCAUUGCCUACAGGAGAGAUUCUAUUUUGGUGACAAUGUAAUACCAAGACUGGAAUCUGCAAUACCUCUUCUUCAGAGAGAACUAAAGUCCCUGAAAGGAGAAAGCUUAAGCAUAGCAUUCCCUGAUGAAGGUGCAUUUAAGAGGUUUCAGUCCAUGUUUCAAGCUUUUCCCAAGAUUACUUGUAUCAAGAUACGUGACGGCGACAAGAGAAUUGUCAAAGUUAAAGAAGGUGAGCCUAAAGGUCAACAUGUGAUUAUUGCGGAUGAUUUGGUCAUGACUGGUGGGACACUAAUACAAUGCGCUAAGGCAUUACGUGCGGCAGGAGCGCUAAAGAUAAGUGCUUACGUAACCCACCCUGUCUUUCCCAAGCAGUCUUGGAUGCAAUUCACGAACUGYGAAGUGCCUUUUGAAAACUUUUACAUCACAGACUCGGUGCCACAUGCUCAAGAAAUUUCCCAGCAUGCUCCAUUUAAGUUGUUG
Messenger RNA from Exaiptasia diaphana, 912 nucleotides. RefSeq names its product ribose-phosphate pyrophosphokinase 4. NCBI's taxonomy places the organism in Eukaryota, Metazoa, Cnidaria, Anthozoa, Actiniaria, Aiptasiidae. The record is from RefSeq and is a predicted model, not a curated record. The transcript is spliced from 8 exons. Gene Ontology annotation, cellular component: cytoplasm; ribose phosphate diphosphokinase complex. Gene Ontology annotation, biological process: 5-phosphoribose 1-diphosphate biosynthetic process; purine nucleotide biosynthetic process. Gene Ontology annotation, molecular function: ribose phosphate diphosphokinase activity; magnesium ion binding. The annotation marks the transcript as partial.